AUGGGGCGGCAGCAGCCAGCUGUGGCCCUGGGGGCAGUCAGGAUCUCGCUGAUCCUGCUGGGGUUGCUCACUCCCUCGCAGGCGGUGGUGCGGGUCGUGCUGGACAGCAACUCAAGCACGGUGGACUUUGAGGAUCUGCCAGCCCUGUUCGGGGCUCCCCUGGCUCCUGGGGGUGUGCGAGGCUACCUGAUGGAGGCCAAGCCAGCCAACGCAUGCCAUCCCAUUCAGGGCCCGCUGCUGGGCAACGGCUCCCUGGGCGCCAUCGUGCUGAUCCGCCGAUACGACUGCACGUUCGACCUCAAGGUGCUGCACGCCCAGCGGGCCGGCUUCGAGGCGGCUAUUGUGCACAAUGUGCGUUCUGACGACCUGGUGCGCAUGGCCCAUGUGUAUGAGGACCUGCGGCAGCAGAUCGCCAUCCCCUCGGUGUUCGUGGGCGAGGCUGCUUCCCAGGACCUGCGGGUCCUCAUGCGCUGUGACAAGUCGGCCCAAGUCGUCCUGCUGCCCGACUACCCGCCCCACCCGGACCUGGACUGCCACCCGGUGCUGGCCAUCUCCUGGGUGCUGGGCCGUGCCCUGGCCCUGCUCACCAGCGCUGUCUUUGUCCUGCGGCGCCUGUGGCAUUGUCUCUGGAGCUGGCGGGCCAGCGGGCAGGCGGUCAAGGCACAGGCCACCCAGAGGGCCCAGGUGCACACCUUCACCAGGUGUAACGACCUCUGCGCCAUCUGCCUGGAUGAGUACGAGGAAGGCGACCGCCUCAAGGUCCUUCCCUGCUCCCAUACCUACCACUGCAAGUGCAUCGACCCCUGGUUCUCCCAGGCUGUCCAGCGCUCCUGUCCCAUGUGCAAGCAGUCAGUGGCCGGCACAGAGGACAGCUCUGACUCCACCGUCGACAGCUACGGGGACGAGGAAGACCCCUCGCUGUCCGGCCGCCAAACCCCGAUCUGGGCUGUCCAGGCCCGGCUGCGCUCCCGGAGGCUGGCUCUGCUGACCCGAGCCACCUCCCGGCGCCGCUGUAGUGCCUCCUCCGUGGGGGAGGCAGAGGCCAGUGCACCCUUAGAGGGGCCCCCAGAACCCCACUGA
Rangifer tarandus platyrhynchus (Svalbard reindeer) is the source of this 1080-nucleotide messenger RNA. The record is from the annotation of a GenBank genome assembly. Lineage: Eukaryota; Metazoa; Chordata; Mammalia; Artiodactyla; Cervidae.